AUGCCUCACGCAAACGGGGUAGAAUAAUGGCCAUUCUCUCUCAUGCUAUACCUUUUGCUUACUGCCUGCCAUACGUCUUACCCCUUUGACGAACCGCAGACACUGCCUCGGUAAAUCUGUAUCUGGACCAAAGACAGGAGCUCGACUUUAUCGAGUUUAGGCUGACACAUGGAAUCCGGCAGCUGUACGUGAGCAAGAAGAGGUGUAUGAUCAUGGUUCAAUUGUUGACCCACCAGCGUCUGGAUAUCACGCUCGACUCGGCCGAACGAUGCCAGACUCUCUAUGAUAUGCUCAUGCUCAUCAAGACUAGACCCAGUGACACUGACCAGUUUCCCAGACAUCAGCCCAAGAUCGGGAUUGCCAGACCGGAUCCUACGGCAGCCUAUCUAACUCCUAACGAUACUCCCUCGAAUCUGGAGUUCAAUCCCUUUCAAGCGUCGUCCAUUGUGCCGUCCACGCCAUCAAGAAAACGUGUUAUGAUCACACGCUCGACAGCUGUCAGCGAGCAAAUUCAUAAGAAAACUCGCGUACAACAUUCCGAGGAGUCUAGCACGUCUUACCGACAGUCGAAGGAGUCGUACGACAAGAUCCUGUCCAGCCCACCAGGAGGACCAGAAGUUACCCCAGAUCGCUGGAGACCUCCUAGCUCACCAACAUGUCGUGGAGACGAGGUCACAACACCGAGAAGGGCCGAAUCGUUGCGUCAAACACUCGACCAGCUCGAGCGAUUCGGAUGUAUUACUUCUCCAGUGCCGAAGCCCCAGUUUCAUUCUAUCGUCCCAACCCCUCGAGUCCUACGGUCGAUGAAUGAUAAAACCAGGAGAUAUGGACGUGAGGUGGGACUUCGAAAUUCCAAGCGACUGUCAUCUCUUGAUAGAUCAAGUACUAGUGGAUGCAUCGCUGCUGUCCUUCAAGCAAUGUUUUCCCUGGAUCCAGUGGCAAAAGACCUUCAAGACCCGUACUGGCUCCGGCUCUCCGGAGUGCAGCUCGGAUUGUUCAGGUCUUUAGUCGAUGCGUUCGCUCCUUAUUCCAAAAGUCAAGUAUUGGAUAUUCGAGAAGAGACAGUGUCCAACAACGUGGUCAAGACCACUAAAGGGAGUCUAGGUGACGAGGAUGAUGCCCGCGAGUUCCUGAGGGACGCUCUUAAUCAAGUGCGGCAGGAAUUCCGAGAGAGAAAUGUGGAUACAGCUUGUCCUUUGUCACGGCUGUUUGAGUGUGAUAUUGAGCACACUUUAGUAUGCAUGAUCUGCGGAAAUGAGAGCGUCCAUACAGAACACUAUCAAGACUUUCGGCUUGAGGUCCCGCUCUGUGAUAACAACAGGUCAAACCAGACAACUAUGAGCAUCGGUGGUCUAUUCCCGCAGAUGUUUGAUGCUCAGCAAAUCUCGUUCGAGUGCGAGGCGUGCCAAUCCGACAACGCGAUGGUCCGGCGCUCUAUUUCGAAGUUGCCUGAGAUCCUUGUUGUGCACCUGAAACGCUUUACGCCACGGCUCCCUCAUGGCUGUAAUAAGAACCGAAAUAUUGUUACAAUUGACGAAACGCUGGAAUUCUCUCAAUUCUGCUCUUUAGCAGCAUUUUCGACAGAUAUUUCAGACUCCGUGCAGACUCAGUAUUCGGACGACGAUCGAACGUUCCGCCGCCCUCAUAUACCUAGCGACAACUUCCCCAGCUCUGAAAGUUCGCGUUUCUCAUCAAUCAGCCCCAUGAGGCACGACAACCCUUUCGGCUCUUUUUCGCCGCCUAUUGAUUACCUCGAUGCGAGCCUACAUAAUCCACAAGGUGAAGGCACGGCCGGAAAUCCCUUUUGGCUGAAUAGCGACGACGAGGACUUGCAUGACGUUUCAGCUAACCAGUCCUACUCAUUUUACGAAGCGCCAAGUGAGGAUGAGCAAUAUCGAUGGGCCUUGGAAGAGUCGGUUAGAGAAUCGAAGUCUUUAUCGCAAGAGUCCACCCUGAACGGAGACCGCGAUAUUUUUCGGAGCGAGGACGUGUUGAAAGAGGGCGACUUGGAUGCACAGAUCUUUGGAACGAACAACACAUCACUCAAGGGUCAAUUCACCGACAGGAGCCAUGAUCUUACUGUGGAGGAUGAGGGGAAAAGCGUUUUGAAGAAAAGUCGUUCAUUCACAAAGGACAGUUCCAACAACUCCUCUCAAGAUCGCUACCAACCUGACGGAGAGGAUGAGCACCCGGACAAGAAGGAGGCUGUGGACGACGAGGAUGAGGAUAAACAGAUCAAAGCUGCCAUCCGAGCUUCCUUGAUGCCCGAUCAAAACUACACUCCCGACGAUAAGGAGAGAAUAUAUCGCCGGAAAAGCGUCCGGGGAAGAAGGGGAAGAAGGAGAAGCGGCCUGGGGCGCUGACUCGAUCGUGUUCUCAGUCACUGACAAUGACCUUGGAUAGCUUCAAAGGACCACCCCUGCUCAAACGCGCCAAUACUUUUGACGUCAUUAGGAAACUGCGGUCUGGUAGAGAGAGUACAGUGUCAUCUCAACUCCAAUCGCGCACUCAACCUUCGCAGCGUCAGCACAAAGAUUCCCUCCCAUAUGCUAGUUCUAGCCAACAAGCAAGCAGCCAGUCAAGCCAGGAAUUUUCUUCAUUCACAGAUAAUUCGAUGACAGAGACGAGGUCACGGAGAGACAUCAAGGGCAAGGGCAAAGGGAAGGACAAGGCGCCCAGGAAAACGCAGGUGGACACUAAGGAGCUGGGCUUGGGACUUUUUCAGCUGCAGGCAGCUAUCAGCCACACUAGUCUUGUGUCCUCGACAUCCGACGGCCAUUAUGUGUGCGAUUGUCG
This is a messenger RNA of Gamsiella multidivaricata, 2796 nucleotides long. RefSeq lists its product as uncharacterized. Bases 207 to 2363 code for a protein of 718 amino acids. The record is from RefSeq and is a predicted model, not a curated record. Gene Ontology annotation, cellular component: nucleus; cytosol. The transcript has 11 exons. Gene Ontology annotation, biological process: G1/S transition of mitotic cell cycle; protein deubiquitination. Gene Ontology annotation, molecular function: cysteine-type endopeptidase activity; cysteine-type deubiquitinase activity. Lineage: Eukaryota; Fungi; Mortierellomycota; Mortierellomycetes; Mortierellales; Mortierellaceae.